ACAUUUUUCCUCAAAAAAACAUGUUACUCCCAAUGACAUUCCAACACUUUGUAUGAGGUUUGAGGUGCUGAUGAUUUGUUUGAUGAAUAAAUAAUUUGUAUGAGGUUUGAGUUAGACCAUAUAAUGACUCAUCUUUAAGUUUUGUGACAGACAUUGUUGGGAGCAGGUAGCGAUACAACUGUAACUUCAUUGACAUGGGCUUUGUCUUUGGUCUUGAAUAAUGAGGAUGUGUUGGAAAAGAUCCGAGAUGAGUUGGACAUGCAUGUAGGAAAAGAAAGGCUAGUCAAUGAUUCUGAUAUAAACAAUUUGACUUAUCUUCAAAACGUGGCCAAAGAAACAUUACGUUUGUAUCCAGCAGGACCUCUCUUGGUACCCCAUGAGGCUCAACAAGAUUGCAUAAUAAACAAGUACCAUGUUUUCAAGGGCACACGUUUAUUGAUAAAUGCUUCAAAGAUCCAUCGUGACCCAAGCUAUUGGACGAAUCCUGAUAUAUUCAAACCAGAGAGAUUCUUGACAAAUCAACAUAACGAAAUUGAUGUGAGAGGCAAACACUUUGAACUACUUCCCUUUGGAAGUGGAAGGAGAAUAUGUCCUGCGAUUUCUUUUGCCCUUGAAACUGUGCAAUUAGGAUUGGCUAACAUUAUUCAGGGGUUUGAUGUGAGAAGACCUUCAAGUGACCUCAUUGACAUGUCUGAAGCGAUUGGACUAAGUGUCACAAAAGUGACUCCCCUACAAGUUCUCAUCACUCCACGAUUGCCUUUUCAUCUCUAUCUUUGACAAAGUUUCAUAAUCUACAAUAAUGAUAAACUAAAUGAAAUUACUAAAAACGGAGUACACCUAGUUUAGCAUGAGCAUUAAGUUUGCUUUUGAUUGAUUUGAUGUAAAAUAAGUAUUUGCAUGCAUGACAAUAUAAUGUAAGCUUUGUGUGUGAGUGCAUAAUCAAGCAAAAUCACAUGGGAAAGAAAAUAUGACUAUUAUAUUUUGUCUUUGAAUAUCUAUGUAGGACCUCAUUCAAUUCGUAACAAGUUUUGGCUAGAAAAUAUGAAUCGGUU
Cuscuta epithymum is the source of this 1052-nucleotide messenger RNA. The record is from the annotation of a GenBank genome assembly. Lineage: Eukaryota; Viridiplantae; Streptophyta; Magnoliopsida; Solanales; Convolvulaceae.